Messenger RNA from Medioppia subpectinata, 2105 nucleotides. The record is from the annotation of a GenBank genome assembly. Lineage: Eukaryota; Metazoa; Arthropoda; Arachnida; Sarcoptiformes; Oppiidae.
AGUUUAUAGUGUUUUUCACGAUUUCUACGCUUUUAUCGCGUUUUUAAUCGCUGUUUGAUUUGAUUUUAUACCUUUAAUACCCGAUUAUCUUCUUCUAUACCACCACUUCUUGGGAUCAGUUGUUUGUCGUAAACCUCAUCAACAAAAAUGUCGACCGAUUGGGAAGAUGUGAAGCGAUUGGCCGCCGAUUUCCAGCGGACACAACUCAGCGAAACGCUGUUGAGACUCUCUGAACGGAAUUGCGUGGAAAUCAUGAAGCGGUUGAUCGAAAUGAAGUUAUUGGACGUAAUCUUCACCAGCGAUGGCAAGGAAUACAUAACUGAAGAGCAUUUGUUGCGCGAGAUUGAGGACGAGCUGUUCAGCGCCGGCGGUCGCAUCAGUUUAACCGAUUUGGUGACCGCUUUGAACGUGGAUUACAUCCAGAUUGAGGCCAAAGCCAACCAUCUGUCGCGGACGAGCGCCGGUGACGUGAGUCUCGUUUUGGGACAAUUGGUUUCGCGUCAGUACAAGGACUCAAUGGCUCAAGAAGUGGACCUUAAGCUACAGGAGACCGGAAUUAUCACAAUCGCUGAACUCACCAAACAAUACGAUUUGAGCGCCGAUUUCAUUGACACCGUUAUCGCCGAACGCUUGGGUACUAUCAUUAAAGGCAAAGCCGAUGUCAACGAUUCCCGCAUUAUUGUGACCAACGAUUACUUAUCGCAAUACCAAUCAAAGGUGACGGGAGUCCUGUCGGCCGUCACUCGACCCGUUCCUCUCAAUACAGUCAUCAAUAGAUAUAAAUUCUCAGAAAGUAUUUUCAACAGUAUUGUCAACGAAUUGAUUGCAUCGAAACGACUGUCGGGUUCACUGAGCGGACGGACAUAUAUACCGGAAAUCUAUGCAAAAACCCAAUUAGAAUACAUCGAGAAUUUUUACAAACUGAACGGUUAUUUAGAUUAUUCAACGCUUUCCCGGUUAGGCAUCGCUAACGCGCAGACAUAUCUCCAGAAGCGGUUCGGCGAUGAGUUGUGUUAUUUGAAUUCCUGUGCCGUCGGACAGAUGUUGAACUUUCAGGUCGAGUCCUCUAUAGAGGAGUGCAUUUUGAACAAUAGUUGGGUUGAUUUGGUUCCCGUUAUGCCCACAAUCCUAUCCGAAAGUGAUGUCAAUAUUCUCAUCACUAAAACUCUGGAACAGAAUAAGAACUUAAGUGAACCGACAAUUGUUUUGUGCGACACUAUUGUCGUCAGCAAAGCAUUUAUUGCCAAAAUUGAAGAAAUAUUUGUUCCGUUAAUGAAUAAAAAAGCCACAGAAGACCUGAAUUCUGGUUUAUUGUUAACCAUAUUUGCAGCACAAAAGGCCGCCAAACUUGACUCUAUAGUCGACGACAAGAGAAGUGAAUCGGGAGGCAAAGGCCAGAAGAAAGGCGCUAAAAAAGGAGGCGGUGGUGGAGGGGGUGGUGGCGGCGGCGGAGGCGCCGGUUCUCAGGGCCGAGAAGUGAAGACAAAGGCCGUGAAGAAGAAGUAUAAGCCCGGCGCCAAAGUGACCGCAAAGGAUGAUUCCGACGACGAAUCGCAAAAUGAAAUUACUUUUAAAAAUGUGGACGAAUUGAUUGAAAUCUUAGAGAAGAAUAUCUCCAAUGCAGACGAAUGUCCGCCAGAAUUUAUAAAAGACAUCGCGCUAUACAUUGAGGCAACUCUUCGUGAUAAAUACGAGACAAUCGCCAGAAAUGUGUUCAUCUCUUCUGCGUCCGCGUCGACAGCAAAGGCCAAGAAGUCUUUCGCUGACGUCCAGAAGAAUAUCAAUCAAAUCUAUUGCAAUAUUUUGAUGUUUGACAGAGGAAUCAAAAUCCUGACAAACGAUGAACUGCAGACACAGCUAACAAAGUACUUAUUGCGUUCGUUGUGCUCAGAAGUUGUCAAUCAAUUAAUCAUUCAUUUCUCGAGUGAAGACAUAUCCAGUAUUGCAACUCCUGAGGUAAGCCACACACAGAAGUGAAUUGAGAAAUAAAACGCUACAAUAAAAAACACAAAAUAUCUCAUAAAAAACUCAUAACAAUUAUCAUAUAUUAUGCGAACCGUAUGUAAGCACCGGAAUUAAAAACGGGUUUCUCUGUCUGUGUUUGC